GUUGCACGUUCAGCAAAAUUCAGCUGACUUUGUGGUUCUGCGUCAUUUCUGCGAAUUUUAAGUUUACUAUCUUGAUAUGGCUAGCGCUCACCGCACUUAUAAAGAAGAAUGCUCUUUUAUUGAGCGCCAAGAUGAGAAUUCAUUCCUGAUAAAGAAAGGCUUUGUUCCAAAUAUGAAGGUAACUUUAACCUAAGUUGAGAGGCGAGGUUCUUGGUUCUAAACCGAAAAAAGAUUUCGUUCCAUUUAAUGGAAAUUUACCCACAGCACGCUGUUCAAAAUUUGUAAGGCACACUAUCACCUUUGUACUUUUAAUUAAAAAGAAACUGUUGGUAAACUUUAUUAAUUUAUGCUUAGCUCUUUUUAAUUGUUUAUGUUUAUUUUACCCCUCCCCUUCCCCCCCCUCCCAUACUCUGAAUAAAAUUAACUUCAACUGCAGGGAUGACCAUAUGACAGAGAUUAAGUUACACUCCCCCUUCAUCUGAACAUAUUUAUUAUCUUCAGUUGAAUGGUGAGAGCAACUUUAUUAACUCUCAUGAUUGCUGUGAUAAUAAACUUAUACAAAUGCUGAAGUAUUUGCAAAUUAUGUGUUUCAGUAAAUUUUAUGUUUUGUUUAAAGGUUGAGGGAGUCUUUUAUAUUAAUGAUUUACUUGAAAAGCUGAUGUUUGAUGAACUGAAGCAUUUUGCGGGAACCCAAGGUAAUGCAAGUCACGCAUUUUAAUUUUAUAAAUGCUUGAAAUAUUGCUGAUAAUCCAGAAAAGUGUUAAUUAAUACAAUUUUUUUGGAUAGAUUUGUGGUUCUUUUUCCUCUAUUCUGGAAUCAGAAUAGUCAGGAUUCAUGAUUUCUCUAUUUUUUUAAAUUUCAUUUUCAAGGCAUUGGAGGGUUUCUUCCUGGUGUCAAGCAGAUUGCAAAUGUGGCAGCUUUACCUGGAAUUGUUGGUGUAAGGCAACAUUGUAUAUGUUGUGGUUCAAUUUUAUCCUGGGUUCAAAUUUUGUGUUCUUUUGUUUUUUGGGGAUGGAAAUGUAAUCUGACAAUAAUAUGACAAUGAACCAAGGAUAAAAUUGAACCACAACAUAUAUAUUUCUUAUUUUUCCAAUAACUGGCCCUAUGUACAAGUCUCUAUAUAUUUUAAAAAUAAUAUUCAAUAAUAAUAUUGUGUUAUUUGAAUGAUUUUCAUGCAGAAAUCAGUUGGCUUGCCAGAUGUACAUUCAGGUUAUGGAUUUGCUAUUGGUGAGCUCUAACUGUUUAAUAAUCUAGUUGUAAGGUCAUUCAUGCCUAACAAAAGGAGCCAGGAUUAUGUUUCUCUCAUAAAUGCCAAGGAAGAAUCUUUUUAUUCUGUUUUUAAUGUCAAACCACUGUGAUAAUAAUGAAUGGAAGGUCACUCCAAAAUUUAUUUUAGUAUUAUUAUUAAUUCCAUGGUUUAUCCUGACCCUCAAAUGUUUUAUCCCCACUGGGUAGUCUUCUAAUUGUGUUUGAAGUUCUCAUCAUCUCUAAUGUAUCGUGGUUUUACAUUUAGGUAACAUGGCAGCUUUUGACAUGUCCCUUCCAGAAGCAGUUGUUUCUCCAGGUAAGGGGUAUUGACUUUUACUGUUAGGAGAAAAUCUUGAUGACCAGCAAUUAAGUGGUAGCUUUUUUAUUCUUCAGGUGGUGUUGGUUUUGAUAUCAAUUGCGGUGUAAGACUGUUAAGGACAAAUCUUGAUGAAAAGGACGUUCGUCCUGUUAAAGAACAGAUAGCUCAGGUUAGAGAAUUACCCAAAACAAUUGGGUCAAUCAACACCUGAUAUGUUCAUUACAAACUUGAUGUCUUCCACAGUGGGCUUGCAGGCUCCUAACUAGACUUUGAGAACUGACAGGGCAAUUAACUGUCCACUGUUUUGAAUUCUUUACAUUUUGAGCACUAUAUUCGCCCCUUUUAAAACCAGAAGGAAACUAAGCUUAGUUAGCUUUUGCAAAGACCUCUGCGCUAUUAGUUACUAGCCAAUUUGUUUCCCCAUCCCCAGUAACAUUCCCAAAAGUCUUGCAAAAGUAAACUUGACUGUGUUUCCUUCUCGUUUCUGAAGUGGCGAGUUUAAAGACUGUUAUUUUGUUCUCUCUUUUUUGCAGUCUCUGUUUGAUCACAUUCCUGUGGGUGUUGGCUCUAAAGGUGUAAUUCCCAUGGGAGCAAAGUAAGAUGGGUUUUUCUUUUGAAUUCUGUCUAGUGAAGCCCAUACUUUCCACCCUUGCACACUGCUACACAUUAUAUUGUCAGUAUGUCUAACAUAACUACACCCUUGCUGUCCUGAUACUGUUCACCAGUACAGGACAUCUGACAUUUGACAAGUCCAGAUUUUGUCAUUUUCAACAAACCUCUGGUUGAAAGGUUAGGUGAAAUGCUAGUUAUGUUAUUAGGCUAUGAGAUGAAAGUUGCCAUAUUUGACUCUUUGGAGGUAGUUAUAUCAGUUUCGAAACAGUUAUAAUACUUUUUCAGGACUGUCACUAAGAUUUCAAGUUGCCAGAUUAAUUCAACAAGUAGGCAGUAGAUUAAACAAUUAUAGGGAUUUCUUUUGAUUUUAUUUUUCUACUAUUCUCUUAUGAAAGUAGCUGGGGGUCACAUUCCUCAUAGACGGAAAUCCCCAGCCCCCAGCCCUUACUGGCAGCUCUGCUUUUUAAAGUAAUUGUCUGUUCUGACAGAAAUGUUACAGGUCAAAUUUGAUUUCAGGUUAAAUUUUAUUUUACCUCUUAGGGCUAGGAGACAAGGGAAAUUGAGAAUCAACCUGUGUUAAUUCAGAAUUAACGUGAAAUCAAAUUUAGCCUGUAACACAUAUAUUUAGGAGGUCCUGACCCCCCCAACCUUCCCCUUGGGUCUGCCACAGUGAAUGCAAUUAAACUGUUUACUUUGUCCAACACUUGAGGCUUUUCUCUAUUCACACUGUGUCUCACAGUCCUCACACUUGUCACCCUAGGUCUGCUGUAGAAUACAUACAGUGGCUCUGUGAAUUAGAGUUUUUGAUUUGAUGUAUCGAUAACCAAUUAAAGGUUUUAUGAAUAAGGUCAAUAUUUGGCAUUCUUUAACAUUUAUUUGUUAUUAUUAUUCAGAGAUUUAGAGGAAGCUCUCACCAUGGGAGUGGACUGGUCUUUAAGAGAAGGUAAGAUUUAUUUACGUCACCUCCUAACCUUUCAUUAUUAACAUUGGCCAAAAUAAAAAAAGUUUUGCAGUUAAAAUCACAAGAUUUUAAUAGUGCCGAGCAAAAGUUCUAAACACGCAAUAGGCAGUUGACAGUGUGUGAGUUGACAUGGCGGCAAAUCAACUGCAUGGUUUCCCUAUAAACUUAUUUAAAGCAUUAAAGAAAAUUGAAGUUAUCUUUGGAUGAGUUUUUGAAUUCCUGGCAUAAUUGUAGUUAUAAAUCACAUUGUUUUGUCGCAGGGUAUGCAUGGGCUGAAGACAAGGAACACUGUGAAGAAUAUGGCCGCAUGUUGCAGGCCGACCCAGCUAAAGUUAGUGCGAGAGCAAAGAAAAGAGGCUUACCACAGGUACACUGUAACACUUAACCCUUUAAGCCCCAAUAUCCACAAAGAAAUUCUCCAAACUGAUCUCUAUAAAGUUCCUUACAGAAUUAGUUGGGAGAAAUUGAUAAAAGAUCUGAGAUUUUUCUCUCUGUGAUCAUUUUAUUAAUUCUCAUACAUGUUACACUUGACAAUCCAUGGAUAUUGUUAGGAGAAAAUUGAUGUUGGUCACUAUUGGGACUUAAAGGGUUAAAGCAGCUGUUUCUUUCUCAAGCUGUCAACAGUCCUCUAGAGAAAUAAACCUUGGUCGAGUUGUUCAAAAGGUGGAUAAUACUAUCCACUGGAUAACUCUCUGUCCAGUGGUUAAUAACACAAUUAGUUUCCCUAUUACUUAUCCCAGUGGAUAGUGAUUUAUCUGGUGGAUAGAGCUAUCCAACAUUUGAACAACCGGGCCCUGGAGAAUUUCUCUGAUUUGUGCCAUAUCAUAGAAAUUUCUGAGAGAGUUAUAAUUAGCUUAUAUGACAUCACUGAUCCACAGUUGGGAUUUUGUGGAAGUUGACAGUGCAAUUGUAUUGGAAAGAGGAAGGAAAGUUGUAAUUGUGAAAAGUUAGCUUUUGUGUCAUGAUUGAAUGUUAGCAUUUUUACUGUGUGACUACUAAACCAAGCCCACCCUACUAACACAAAUUUUAUGACUUCUAAUUUAACUUAAAUAUGUUUUUCCUGUUAAGCUUGGUACAUUAGGAGCUGGAAAUCAUUAUGCCGAGAUCCAAGUUGUAGAUGAGAUAUACAAUAUGCACACUGCGAAGAAAAUGGGAGUGGAUCGUCCUGGUCAGGUAACCAAGGAGGUUCAAGUUGCGCAUUGAUGCAUAUUAGGUAGUCUGUCUUAUCCAUCUGCCAAUAUUGAAAGCCAAGAGCUCUGACCCAUGGUAGUGACCAUAUUAUGUGACAGUAGAUAAAGAUCAUCUUGAUGAGAUAACAGGGCUGAAAUCUUGGACAAAACCAAGGUGGCCAAAAUUAUGGUUUUGCAUCCAGACAGACCACCACCCCAAUUCAGUUGACUCUCCCCCCCCCCUUCUCUUAACGAUCCUUGUGCACAUCCACUUAGGGUAUUCCAAGCAAAGGCUCUUUUGAGAACCAACAUUGUGUCGGGGGUAAAUUGAUCUUAGGUAAACAUAAUGGGGAGAGUAUUUUUAAUUUUGAAUUGAACGGAGUGUGUUUUCUCAAGUAGUUUUGUCAACGAUUGUAGGUCACGAUAUUUCGGCAUUUUCAGCAACUGUUAAAUUUUGUGAUAAAAUACAAAGGUGCAAUCUUCAGUAACAAGAGCAUGUCACGAGCUCUAAAAAAACGUUUUUCCCCAGACAGGAAUCGAGCCAUAUUGGUUUGGCUCUAUGGCUACUAAUUUAGCUCCGACUAAUAAUCUUUUUUAACAAUUCAGGUUUGUAUUAUGAUCCAUAGUGGAAGCAGAGGACUCGGCCAUCAAGUAGCUACUGGUGAGUUAUAGCAAUUUUGAUUUUAAUAGAAAUUUUGAAUAGAAUUCUCCGAUUAUAAAAAGGCUUUUUCGUUGUCAUUUCUUCUUUUCUGCCUGUAAUUUUGCAGAUGCUCUGGUUGCUAUGGAGAAAGCAAUGAAAAGAGAUAAAAUUGAAGUUAAUGACAGACAGGUUUGCUGGCGUUUGUUGGUUUUUUCUUUCGGGUUAAGAAGUGCUAGCUAUUCGAAAUAAAUUAAAAAGGUUGUUCCAUUCAUAUUCUAAACUUUCCUUCGUUUCCCAGCACUUUGUGGUCACUGUAGCACCAUUUCGUUUGUCAUUUUCCCGGCACUACGUUUAUUACUUUUCCCCUACAUUACCUUUGUCAUUUUCCCACCAUUGCAUUCUCAUUUCCCGCCCUUCCGUUUGUCAUUUUUCUGCCAUUGUGUUCAUCUUUUUCCCGCCAUUUUGUUUGCCAUUUUCCUGCCAUUGCACUUGUCCCUUUCCCGCCAUUAUGUCUGUCAUUUUCCCGCCACUGCGUUCUUUACUUUCCUGCCACCUAAUUACGUUUUUCAUUUUCCCGCCAUUGCGUUCGUCAGUCGUCACUCUCCCGCUGUUCCCGCCAUUACAUUUGUCAUCUCGUUCGUCACCUUCCCGCCUGUACGUUGAUCAUUUUUUCACUUGGUUGCCAUUACGUUCUUCACUUCUCGCCUAAGGGUUUGUCCUGAGUUGAAAGCGCCUUUUGAAUUCGGAAUCUUUAGCACAGAUUUAAUGUAAAAGCGGCCAAAUAUUUCUAACACAACCCUUCUAAUCUGGGUGGUGGCUAAAGGCUAUUAUGUCACAUUUAUACAGCUUGCCUGUGCAAGAAUAAAUUCCGCAGAGGGACAGGACUACCUAAAAGGUAUGGCAGCCGCAGCUAAUUAUGCUUGGGUCAACCGAUCCACAAUGACGUUCCUAACAAGACAAGCGUUUGGCAAAGUUUUUAAAAGUACACCAGAUGACCUGGAUAUGCACCUGAUCUAUGACGUGUCACACAACAUCGCGAAGAUAGAGGAGCAUGUAUCCUUCAUGUACUUAUUAAUUUAAACAUACCGUUUGUUUACCUAAGGUAAAUAUGUAUAUUUUUUUGGUUUACAGCUGUCUUUGAUUGUAUCCUCACCGCACUCGUCACGUAUAAAGUUUACUCGAGGGCACGUGACUGCUGAGGUAGUUCUAACUUUUGCAAAUGUGGUUGAAAUAUAAUAUUUAGUGUGUAGUUCAAACUUUUGAGUCUGUGGAUGAAAUCAUAAUGUGUGACUAUUCAAACCAAAGCUCUGUGGCAGUACUUUCACAUGGUACUAUUUGUUUAGUUUGUAGUUUAAACUUUCGCUGUGGCUAUAUGGCCGGUAACCGGUCAAGGUUUCCAGCCACAGCGUUAAACUUUGGAGUUUUUGGAUGAAAUCCUAACGUGUGACCAUUCACCCAAAACCUCUUCAGCUGUAGUUUCACAUGGUACUAUUUCAUUAUUUUAGUAUUUAGUUCUAAAUUUUGAGUCUGUGGAUAAAAUCCUAUGGUGCGACUCUUCAAAUAAAACCUCCUUAGGUACUUUCACUGUAUACUAUUUAUCUAAUGUAUUGCUAAAUGUGGACUUCGUGCAUGAAAUCCUAAGGUGAGAGCAUUCAAAUAAAACGUCAUCGAGUCUUUUUUUGUGUUAUAAUUUAGAAAUGCAACUUGAAAUUGUGUUUUGGUUCUCUUAACCGCACUAAAGAUGUUAGAUGGCAUUCAAAAGACUCUUCUUGUACAUAGAAAAGGAUCGACCAGGGCAUUCCCUCCUCAUCAUCCUCUUAUUCCUGUAGAUUAUCAGGUUAGUAUUGUUUUGUAGUUUUUGUCAGUAUGUAAGCAUGGGAAAUUCUGUACAUCACGAUUUAAUUACUUCGUUGAGGCCCGUAGUACGAACUUGAUUUUCUUUUUUUGGGGUUGGGGGGGGGGUAAAUUUAUACAUUUUUUCCCUGUCCAACUGUAACUGUCAACUCCACUGAAUUAGUUUUUUUUUUUGUAGCUGACUGGCCAGCCAGUUCUUAUUGGAGGCACCAUGGGUACUUGUAGGUAAGCCCUUUCUUCACCCCACCCUUCAAAGUGCCUUUGUUUCGUACUUACUCACGCUUCAUUGACUUUUUAUUUUCAUUUUUUUUAUUCCAUUUUGCUCGCAUUUUUCCGAGCAUGUUAGUGAAGCAAAAGCAUGAAGCAUUAUUCGAGCAUUUUAGUGGAUCUUUUUCAGAAAACUAUAUUUUUUUUGCGAGGAAAUGAAAAUGAAAAAAUAAUUUAAAGAGAAAAUGAACAAUUUAUGUCGAAAUUCAAAACCGAGAAAACUCAAAUGUCACCCUAAUACAGCUGUUAGAGUGUUUUCUUUUGCUCUAUGAAAACCAUGAACUUGUAUACGUUGUUGUUUUACCACCUAAUGUUGUUUUAGCAUUAAAAGCGUCUGUAUGACGAGCGUUAUCGAGCAUUUUAGUGACUUUUUUGAUGGCGACCGAUUAUUUUAGUGGAAAAAAUGGAGCAUUAAGGUGGAACCUUUUUAUGGGCAAGCAAAAGCAUAAUAAUACAAAAGCCAACUUUUUUUUGUUUUUUUACUUUUUUACACAGUUAUGUUCUAACAGGAACAGAGAAAGGAAUGAGACAAACCUUUGGUACAACAUGUCAUGGGGCUGUAAGUGAUGUGUAUGAUUAGAUAAACAGAUAAUUCCCAAAUUUCUUUGUUUUGUAAUGACCCUUAGUGCUUAAACUGUAAUAAGCAAUUAGCAAUUGCCAUUUUGCGGGCCAGUCUAUUGUAAUCAAUAUUUUUAGUAAAUAAAGUUGAAGUUGAAGUUGCUCUUCAGCAUCUCUGUAAUGCUCUUUGGUGCUUAAACUGUUUCCAAGUUGAAACAGUUUCAGUGACAAACAUGAGCUUCAAAACAAAUUAUUUGUCCACUCCUAAGUUGAUUCUUGAGGCAGAUUUACAUAUUUCGAAAUGAUUCUUAAUGACCCUUAAUUGACUCAAAAAGCUCAGAAAUUUUUUUUUUUAAGUUUGAGGGAAGCAUGAAUUUUUUAAAAAAUACUUUUAUACAAUUUAAUUACUUUACUUCAGCUUUGAAAAGUUACUUGUUUUUUAAAAAACUUAUCGUUAUGUUCUGUUGUGUUUUUAUAGGGCAGAGCUUUAUCUAGAUCCAAGUCUCGGUAAGCUUUGGUUGGUCCCUAAAAGUGGCUAACUGUUAAUUUCUCCUUAUAAUAGCACCGUCAAUCGAUAAAGGUCGUAAGGAAAAAGCAAAUUAUCAACAAUUAAAAAAGGUCUUGAUUGUGAGGCAAAUCCUCGUCAUCAGUAAUAUAACUCCGCCCGCCUCCUCUAGCUUUUGCUAUUUGCGGGCGGAGAUGCAUGGUAAAUUGAUGUGUAUGAAAAUAAAGUAUAGUAUAGGGAAUAUGUGGGAAACAGUAAGGAGAAUAUACAUGCUGAUAUAUAGGUUUAAAGGGUUAAGGGUCUAGUUGAUUUUGUCAUCUAUCAGUUAGUACUUUACCAAACCACUUUCGAAUAAUGGUGUUGAAAUGAAACAAAACACGGAAUAGAGUGUUUUCACAUGACGUCACGGCAGCCAUAUUGGUGCCCCAAAACAAUGAAACGGCCGCCAUAUUGGUGUCCCAAACCAAUCCUCUGGGAGUUGAACUCUUUUCUUAUGCAAACACUUUCUUUUGUUCCAAUAAAUUUGCAUAAAUGCUGGCCACGUGAGUGAAAACACUCUAUAGCCUUCAAGCAUCUCCUAUUCUGCACUUUAAAACAAGAAAAGAACUGGAGCCGCAAUGGUUUCUGGGAUCAUAACUGGGGACGCGCCGGUCAGCUAUGGGUCAAUUUUUUCGUUGUCCCUAGUAACAGUCCCAGAAGUCUUUGCGAAAGUUAACUCGCCCCAGUUUCCUUCUUUUUUCUAAAAUGGGGAAUUUGGAGACGUCUGCGCACAGGCCAAACACAGUAGAAAUACAGGAAAGCAUUAAGAGAGAGUAUUUAUGAGGAAAAUUUGAGGAGAUUAAAAUGGAUAGCGUGAAAGUAAACUGAAACAAGGUCUGCCUGUUUUUUGUUUGAAGGUAUGACUUAAAGAACUCGUCAUUAAUGAUAAAUGAAAUCUCAUCUAAAAUCUCCAUGAUUAUGAGAAAAUGCCUUCUGUCGAUCAAAUCACCCUUUUCGAGAAAGGCCACUUCCUCUUGCAUUUAUUGAUUUUGGAUCGUCACGAACUACUUUUGUAUGCUUUGUUUUUUUUUUUUUUCAGACGACAGCUUGAUUAUCAAGAUGUGUUGGAUAAUCUUAAGUCAAAGGGGAUAUCUAUCAGAGUUGCCUCGCCAAAGCUUGUCAUGGAAGAGGUACGCUUUUCACAUAUUUGGGGUUUUCAGGGCCAAUAUCCUUUUGCAUUAUUUUGCAAGGUAUUUUCGCUGAUCGUUGCGGAUCACUUUUGCUUUGUGUUGGCGAAUCUUUACGGAUUCUUGCUCCCUCUCCUCCCUCCCUUCUGUCAUGUGUGGGUGUGCAGGUAAGUACAUUUCACUUGGUAAGUAUCUUUUCCACUGAGUAUUUUUCUCAGUGUGAUGGUGCAAGUUAGCAGCUGCAGGCAGGGGUGGUUCCCGCUUCCAGGGUUGCCUUGGUUACCUCCUUGCCUUAUUUUUCGCAUCUGGCCUCCCCCGCUAACCUUUUAGGCACCAGUUCCGAACCUCAUCAACUGGCGAUGAGUUUAACGCUAUCUUUACUGUCCAUGUUAACGUUAUUCAACCUCUUUCAGGCGCCUGAAUCUUACAAAAACGUAACAGAUGUAGUCAAUACCUGUAAGUAUCUCUACUUAUUUACUGGCCAACGUUGUUUCUUUCCGAGAAAUAUCAUAAGUGUCAUAAGGUUUAUUCAGUUUCUCUAAUGAUUUGAGGAAAAAUAGCUUUUAAAAUUACGGUUUAUUUAACAAAUUCAGUUUAAUCAUUUCGUACAAUAUCUUAAUAUUAUUUCUGUUCAGUCGAUAUAUCAGUUUUUGCAGUGUAAUAAUCUUGUAAUUAUAUUUACAUGUUACUGAGUUAGAUUUUACGAGUUAAAAGCGUAAGUAGAAUAAAUAGAUUUUUGUCUGUGACAUUGCGUACAAGUUUGAUACAUUACUAUAUUUACAGUACUAUACAAUACUACUUAUUUUCAGGUCACGAUGCAGGAAUCAGUCAAAAGGCGAUCAAACUCAGGCCAAUCGCCGUGAUCAAAGGAUAA
Porites lobata is the source of this 10173-nucleotide messenger RNA. The record is from the annotation of a GenBank genome assembly. NCBI's taxonomy places the organism in Eukaryota, Metazoa, Cnidaria, Anthozoa, Scleractinia, Poritidae.